ACAGGUCCCCCGUGACUCCCUGAGAUCACCCACUCUUUCGACUACUUUCUUUCUUCCUUGUCUUCUAGCCCUAGCCCGCUUUUUCAGCAUCACUGUAAGUACUAACUGAAAAAUGGCGACUCUGACUGCUUCUCACUUCGUAUCAAGAACAUCGCAUGUCAACGGCACCCAGGAAAGCUCGGGCUCGGAGACGAAGUCGUUGGCGCAGAUUGGGCUGAGGAGCCAGCGCGCCACGCACAAUGGCUUGAGGCGGUUGAGUGCGAGGACAAUUGUGGGGAGGAGCAAGGGGUAUAAGUCUGAGAAUGGCAAGGGUUUGGCUUCCGGAGCUAUUGUAUGUCGAAGUGGGAUGAACUUGGUGUUUGUGGGAUGCGAGGUUGGUCCCUGGAGCAAAACCGGUGGUCUUGGUGAUGUUCUCGGUGGUCUACCGCCUGCCAUGGCGGCUCGUGGGCACAGGGUUAUGUCUGUGAGUCCACGCUAUGAUCAGUACAAAGAUGCAUGGGAUACCUGUGUGGUUGUUGAGAUUCCAGUUGGGGACAGAAUUGAAACUGUUCGCUUUUUCCACUGCUACAAAAGAGGAGUUGAUCGUGUCUUCGUGGAUCAUCCCUGGUUCCUUGAGAAGGUAUGGGGAAAAACUGGAUCCAAAAUUUAUGGCCCUAGCGCAGGAGUAGACUACAUCGACAAUCAAAUGCGAUUCAGCUUGUUUUGCCAGGCGGUUCUGGAGGCACCACGGGUUCUGAAUCUAAACAGCAGCAAACAUUUCUCAGGACCAUAUGGAGAGGAUGUUGUCUUCAUUGCUAAUGACUGGCACACUGCUAUUCUUCCAUGCUACCUAAAAUCAAUGUACCAAUCUAGUGGAAUUUACAGCAAUGCCAAGGUAGUGUUUUGCAUCCACAACAUUGCCUACCAAGGCAGAUUUGCCUUUUCUGAUUUCGCAUUCCUCAAUCUGCCAGAUAGAUUCAGGAGCUCUUUUGAUUUUAUGGAUGGGUAUAAAAAGCCUGUGAAAGGAAGGAAAAUCAACUGGAUGAAGGCUGGAAUACUAGAAUCAGACAGAGUUGUAACCGUGAGCCCAUACUACGCCAAGGAACUUGUUUCUGGUGAAGCCAAAGGUGUGGAAUUGGACAACAUCAUUCGGAAGGCCACCAUUACUGGAAUUGUGAAUGGUAUGGAUGUCCAGGAGUGGAAUCCAUCCACAGACAAAUACAUUGGCAUUCAUUACAAUGCCACAACUGCAAUGGAUGCAAAAGCUCUACUGAAGGAAGCUCUUCAGGCAGAAGUUGGGUUGCCCGUGGACAGGAAUAUCCCACUGAUAGGCUUUAUUGGUAGACUAGAAGAGCAGAAAGGUUCAGAUAUUCUAGCAGCAGCCAUUCCAAAAUUCAUUGAUGAGGAUGUUCAGAUUGUUGUCCUUGGAAAUGGCAAAAAGGCCAUGGAGGAACAGAUCGAACAGCUGGAGAUUAAAUAUCCUAACAAGGCCAUAGGAGUAGCGAAAUUUAAUGUUUCAUUGGCCCAUAUGAUCACUGCUGGGGCUGAUUUCAUGUUGAUCCCAAGUAGAUUUGAACCAUGUGGUCUCAUUCAGUUGCAUGCUAUGAGAUAUGGAACGGUGCCUAUUUGUGCCGCAACUGGUGGGCUUGUCGACACUGUUAAAGAGGGUUUUACAGGAUUCCAUAUGGGACCCUUCAAUGUUGAAUGUGAUACGAUUGACCCAGCUGAUGUAGAUGCAGUAGCAAUAACUGUAAAGAGAGCUCUUGCUACUUAUGGCACUGCUGCUUUGGGAGAGAUGAUACAAAACUGCAUGGCCCUAGAUCUUUCCUGGAAGGGACCAUCCAAGAACUGGGAAGAGCUGCUACUCAGCCUGGGGCCUGCUGGUUGCCAACCUGGUAUAGAAGGGGAGGAGAUUGCACCUCUCGCCAAGGAAAAUGUUGCCACUCCUUGAGGGCAGGCCGCCCUUAAUGCCGCUAAUGCUAUCCAUUGACUACCUCAUCCAUGUACCAGCAAAUAGCCCUUAGCUGUGUUGAUAAGCUCCAGUUUCACACGAGCUAUGGAUCUGUUAAAAACUUGUUUUGCAGGAGUUAGGGUGUGUUGAAGGUGGAUGAUAGCGGGGGUGCAAGUAAAUAAUGCAUUGAAAAUAGUAUGUGGCUACGCUAUCUUUGUGUUGGAGUUGAGAAAGCUCUCACUUCAGAAGCAGAGUAAAUAAAAAUAUGUAGUUUUUUCUUCCAUUUGAAGCUCCUCUAGGUAUGCUAACAGCCUAGCCCAUGUAUAAUACUACUACCUGGAACAUAAUGCUUAAGUUUGUAAUGCGAGUUUUCAAAAAUCUUUUGCCGCAA
This is a messenger RNA of Vitis riparia (riverbank grape), 2321 nucleotides long. RefSeq names its product granule-bound starch synthase 1, chloroplastic/amyloplastic-like. Gene Ontology annotation, molecular function: alpha-1,4-glucan glucosyltransferase (UDP-glucose donor) activity. The coding region runs from base 113 to 1930 and encodes 605 amino acids. The transcript is spliced from 14 exons. Lineage: Eukaryota; Viridiplantae; Streptophyta; Magnoliopsida; Vitales; Vitaceae. The record is from RefSeq and is a predicted model, not a curated record.